Messenger RNA from Cydia strobilella, 3546 nucleotides. It is a transcript of the gene Mnn1, whose product is annotated as menin. The coding region runs from base 86 to 1771 and encodes 561 amino acids. The transcript has 6 exons. Gene Ontology annotation, cellular component: chromatin; histone methyltransferase complex; nucleus. Gene Ontology annotation, biological process: negative regulation of cell population proliferation; regulation of transcription by RNA polymerase II; negative regulation of cell cycle. The record is from RefSeq and is a predicted model, not a curated record. Gene Ontology annotation, molecular function: Y-form DNA binding; chromatin binding; transcription cis-regulatory region binding. Lineage: Eukaryota; Metazoa; Arthropoda; Insecta; Lepidoptera; Tortricidae.
AAUGCAGGCCGGUGUUUCAUUUGGUUGUUUAUUUAUUUCAAUCAAAAACGUUUGUUUUAACAGUGUAAUAUAAUGCGAAGCAAUAAUGUCCGAAUUAUCACAAUAUAAAAAAGUAUUUCCCAUCGAUAGUAUACAAAAAGUAUACGAAUUGUUUGAAGAACAACUACGCAGUGGCAAUGAGCCUGAUUUGUCUCUGUUUUCUAUCAUCGUCGGUGCAGUUGAGAAUAACUUAACUAAUGUUAAGAACUGCGAUAAAGAUGUAAACAUAAUUAACGUGUUGACAAAUAAGCUUGCCAAGAUUAAAUUUCCUUGCGUGGAAUGGGAGGAAGUGAAGGGUCUGCACGAGCGGUUCGUGUCUUUGAUGCGCAGCGGCGUGGACGCAAAGCUGCUGGCCGGCGAGUAUGCGACCCGCGAGCUGGUGAAGCGGGUGGCCGACGUGGUGUGGAACUCGCUGACGCGCAGCUACUACAAGGACCGCGCGCACCUGCAGUCAAUCUACAGCUUUCUCACUGGGAACAAGCUUGACUGCUUUGGCGUGGCUUUUGCCGUCACCGCGGGAUGCCAAGUGCUUGGCAAGAGGGAUGUGCACCUUGCGCUAUCUGAGGAUCAUGCUUGGGUAGUGUUUGGGAAAGACGGGACUGAAACAGCAGAGGUGACAUGGCACGGAAAAGGCAAUGAGGACAAGAGAGGCCGGUCCGUAGAAGAUGGAAUGCUGGCCCGUUCCUGGCUGUAUGUAGCGGGCAAGCCCGUGGUGUGCACCCGGCUGAUGGAGUUGGCGGCACUGGUGUCUUCCAUCAACAUCACUCUCACCCCGACCAUUGAUGUUCAUGAAGUGGCACAAAUGCAGCACAGGCUACUCUGGCUUCUUUAUGAAAAUGGAUGCCUAGACAUGUACCCAAUGGCGCUGGGUAACCUCGGUGAUUUGGACGAAUACAUGAAACUAUCAAACUGCUCCGAUCAGUCAGAAAACACACUUCCCGAAAACACCUCCAAAAGUGCCUCUAGACCGGACUCAGCUGCCUUAUACACGCAAGCGAUCCGUUCCUCAAGAACACACUAUGAGGACCGGCAUGUGUACCCGUACACGUUUCAGGGAGGGUAUUACCAUCGGCAUAAGAUGUACAAGGAAGCGUUUCACGCUUGGGCGUGUGCCGGUGACGUCAUUCGUCAUUACAACUAUUCUCGGGACGAUGAAGAAAUCUACAAGGAAUUUUCAGAAAUCGCCAACGAGCUAAUACCCCAGUUAAUGAAGGUUGAGAGCUCAGGACAUUCGGCGCGGUCGAUUCUUAAAGAUCCGGAAUGUUUUGCUUCCCUUUUAAGAUUUUACGACGGAAUAUGUAAAUGGGAAGAGGGUAGCCAGACGCCCAUCCUGCACAUAGGCUGGGCAAAGCCGCUGGUCAGCACCAUAUCCAAAUUCGACGCCGAAGUUCGAGCGCAGGUCCACAUCAUAUGCAGCCUCGACGACUCCGACAAAUCCGAGUCCGAGAGCAAAGAGGAGGAGAACAAAUGGAACAACAACUCGGAAAGCGGGGAGCUAACCGUCCGGGAGCAAUUGACCGCGGCCGUCAACAGCCGACCACGAGUUACCCUGCACAGUCACAAGAUGGCGGCACUGCAGCCGUUGCUGCUAGCUGAGCGGUUGAACACGCAUGCGCUGCAGCUGCAGCUAACCGCGCAGAGUCAGCUGCAGCGGCCGCAGGCGCCCGCGAAGCGACGCGACGAUGAUGACGCUAACACGAGUCGCGCUAAGCGCGCCAGGCGCGAGCGCUGAGCGGCUACAUCGUUCAUGUAAGUUACAUAGGGGCCUUGGUUUCCGCUUGAUGCCGUAUGUUAGGGUCGGUUGCACCAAACUGUUUGUAAUCGUUAAGGGGAUCCCAUGCCCCAAUGACCUUCGAUCUGAAUCCCUUAGUUUUCUAAUGUUAUUUGUAGCUUAUAAGAUUAACAGCAACGGCUUUAAGCAAUAUAGUAUCCCAUAUUAACUUCAAAGUUCAUUGUUUUCAUCAGAGAUAUUACGCAUCAGUUGAACAAUUUUAGACAAAAAAAAACUGGUUUUCGGGCCAUAACUUUUGUGCUGAUUAGUGUAAAAUAAAAACCUUAGACAAAUUUUUUAGACGUCAAAGACGAACCCAAAUAUGUAGAUUUCGAAUAUGUGAGAUCUUUCACAGCAAUCGAGAUACGAAGAAAGUGUUUUUUUAGACAAUAAAAAAAAGUAUUCAAUUCUUUCAAAAUCCGGUAGACAAAAAUGGAGAUAAAAGAUUGAAGAACCGAUAGCCGUUUGUCUUAUAAUUCUAUAUGUAGUGCAAAAGUAGGAGAUACAAUUCAAAACUUGUCAAAAAUCAAUGAAAACCUCGGGUAACCCCUUAAAAGUUCGCUAAAUUUUAUUGUAUGUAAAGUUUCAUAGUAAACCGCCGCGGCGCGCCGUGUGACGUUGAUCAGUCUGGCAAGUGCGGGUGCAACUGGCACUUAAACUGUUAUGGCGUUUUUCAUAAACGCGUUAUUGGCCUGAAUUAGCUAUGAAUCGUUUGUCUUUAUCUGUCAUUUUGACUUAUAAAUUUGGACUGAUAAACAUAAACAUUUGUUCCCAAAGUUGUUCAUAGAUGGCAGCAUCAGUCUCUCUCGCUAUAUCGUAAUUCCGUAAGGAAUUCGUAUAGGAGGUGCAAGCGCGCACUACUUGCCCUUAGAGUUGGUCAAAGACGCCUAGUCUUACUAAGAUGGUAUUUAGUCGAGAAAUUGGGACGGGUACCGCCGUGGCGAGGUGGCCUAGGGGUUCAUGGCGUUAGCCGCGAUAGCUAAAGAUGCCGGUUCGAAUCCGGCCUUCACCACUGGAGGGCUUCGUCACUUUUUCUUUAAUAUAUGACAUCUAUUACAGUUUAUGAUAAAACAUAAUUUAAUUUAAUCAGGCCCGUAAAGUUUUAUGAAUAAGGGGUUAGUUUUUAAACUGAGCUCGUCUCGAGAAACCAUUCACUAAAAUUCAAACAGUUCACGCGCCUUCUUAGCGCAUGCCCACCACAAGCUACAUCUGAUCUGAUUCAUGAUGAUUGAUUAUGAAUCUACUGGCAAAAGCCAUAAAGUCGAUAAUUAAUAAAUAUUGAACCGGUUUGCUGUUCUGAAUAUAAGUGGAUAGUCUCGAGACGAGCUUAUAGUUUUAAUAAUAAGAAUUAUACCACACUGUACAAAUGGUAAACGUUAUUGAAAAGACAUAAGAUCAGUUAAGAGGGCGCGUAAAGCCAGUAAAUUAGAAGGAAACAAAAGAUAUGGCACGCCGCGCGAAACUUGCGACGGAAGAUAUGGCGUCAACCGAGACCAACGCCUUCUACACGCUAUGUCAGCUACGUGUGAGCGUUUCUUUUCUUGUUAUCUGUAAAAAUAAAGGAGUUAGACUAAGAUAAGUCUGCAACGGUUUUGAUAGCACACGCAGUGAAAUAAGUGUUGAUUUAAACGUCAAGCUUCUAUGAAAUUUUAUGACACUUGCACUGCGUAUUCUAUCAAAAUCGUUGCAGACUUUUCAUGGACUAACUCUAACUAGGUUGUAUUUUUAACAUUCAU